CCUUGGUGGGCGGUUGCGGCUGUGGAGCUUACACGAUUCUUCCUCGCCCUGUACCGCCGUUGAGAGUACCUCCGCGGCGUGGAGCGAGAUACACGUACGGCACGAUUAUGCCAUCGAAGGUUCUGGCUAGAGCUGCUGCAACCUUUUGGUUGAUGGCUGUGCUACUGGGUGGCCAGGCAAGCUCGGCGGCCGGUGCCCUAGAUGCGGGUGGAGAGGAAUGCAGGACCGUCCCGCAGCUGCCUUCGCACGUGCAGCUCAACAACGGGGUCAGCAUCCCGAGGAUAGGUUUUGGCACCGCCGGGCUCGGGCAAGCGACAGAAGAGGCGGUCGCAGUGGCCCUGACGGCGGGCUAUCGGCACAUUGAUACGGCACAGGCCCAGGAAUGGUACAGAGAAGGGGCUGUUGGCAGGGCGCUCAAGCAGGCGACUUCGACGAAAACAGAUUUGUCGCCAAGGGAAGAAAAAGGAGAAUCGUUCACAGCGAUGUCGGGGGCGACGCUUUUGCCUAGAGAGCACGUGUUUGUCACGACUAAGAUACACCCGAGGGAUUUCGGCGCCGAGCGGCUGGGUGCCAUGGUGGAGGCCUCCAGCAGCAAUUUGCAGGGGGUUGACCUGCUCCUGCUUCACGCCCCGUUUUGCUGGCCGGGGUCGUGCCCAGUCAACCCGGCCCCGUGGCAAGAUGCUUGGCGACAGCUGGAAGACCUAUACUCCAAGGGAGCGGUAAGGGCUAUCGGGGUUUCGAACUUCUCGGAAAGCUUGCUCCGAGAAUUGCUAGGGAUGGCGACUGUCGCCCCCGCGGCGGUGCAGAAUUGGAUGGACCCGUUUCACCAAGACAGGGCAGUGCGAGCGCUGUGUGCCGAACACGGGAUUGCUUACAUCGCCUACAGCACCCUAGGUGGACAGUGGGCACACCGGCCGUCGUCUUCAUCGUCCCCAAACCCGGUUUCUACCGACCCCACCCUCAUCACGAUCGCCUCGGCGCAUGGCACAUCAAUACAGACGGUGGCGCUAUCGUGGGCCCUACAGAGCGGGGCGAUCAUUCUCCCACGGUCGUCAAACCUAGACCGGAUCAAAGGAAACCACCAAGCUUUCAUGAAAGUUGAUGGUGCCUUUUCCUCCUUGAGAGAUAGAGGUGACCGGCAGUCGGGGGAUGUCGGCGAUGGUGGUGACAGUGCGAAGCAACGGUGCGGCACAGCAGGAGAGUCCAAUAAUGGGGUAGUGGUUGAAGUAUUUUUGACAGUUGAUGACAUGCGUGCGGUGGAUCGUUUGGAUGGCAGCAUCGGAAACUGA
This is a messenger RNA of Ectocarpus siliculosus, 1289 nucleotides long. The record is from the annotation of a GenBank genome assembly. Lineage: Eukaryota; Phaeophyceae; Ectocarpales; Ectocarpaceae.